AUGGACCGAUUAGCGGAGGCGUUACAGGGCUUUGACGGGGCCGUAGGAAGCAGCGGCGCCGACGGGGGCGGCGGCAGCGGCGGGGGGGACGACGAUGAUGGUGGAGUUGGUGGCGGCGGUGCCGGCGGCGGUGCGGUAUGGCAGGGGGUCAACUACGUCCGCAUCGACGGCAGCCACGACAGCGGCGAGCGGCGGACGGCGGUGAUGCGUUUCCGGGACGAUCCUACCGUGCGUGUAGCUCUGCUGUCCAUCACCGCCGCCGCCGUGGGACUUGACUUCAGCGCCGCCUCUGCCGUCGUGUUUGUAGAGCUGCCCAACGAGGUGCACGAUGGAUCUGAAGCGAGUGCGGUCGCCGCCGCCGCCGGCCCUGCUGCUGCCGCCGCCGCCGCCGCCGCCGCUGGCGGCGGCCCCGUCACGGGUCUGGCCGUGGAUGCGGUGGUGGAUCUAGAGCUACAGCAGCAGGUGGACGAGCAGCUUCCGGGACCGUCAAACGCGGCGCUGGUGGCGGGUACGGUUGCACGUGGCGGUUUCGGAGGUGCAGGUGGCCCUUCAGGAGUAGACUCUAGUAGUAGAGCGCUGGCACUGGCAAUGACGGCAUGUGUAGAGGAGGCGAUGCCGCAGCCAUCGGAUUUGCAAAGUGCCGGCGAAGAUGCGGCCAAGGCUUCCAAGGCGGCGGUUUCGGAGGCCGGCGACGGUGGCCGCUUAGACAUUGCCAAUGGCGAAGAACGGGUGGCGGCUGGGGGUUUGAAUCAGCAGCUCGCGCCGGCGGGGACGGCGGCGGCGGCGGCGGCGGCAUUGGAGAUGCGGCCAUCGCAACUACCGGCGCCGCUUUCUCAGCAGCUGCUGUACGACUCUGGGAUGGUCCCAAUGACCCCUGGGUCGAUUGCCAUGACGCCAAGCCGCGCGGCGCUGCUGCAGAUGCUCCCUGCGUCCACAACCUUUUACUUUGAGGUGAGCUGCCACACGAGCCGCGUGCACCUCCAUCUGGCACCCGAUGGCAGCCGACCCGUGGGUCUCUCCCUGCCAGUAGAGCUGCUCCGAAACCACCCACAAAGCGCCAUGCUGAAGUCCAUCUUGGAUGAACACGCCGCCAGAUGGGCGCGGGAGCGGCUGACGGCGGCGGCGAACCGGCGGCAACGCCGGCAGGAGUUACAGCCGCCGGCGACGGCGGUGGCAGCGCUGCCAAGUACGGCGGCCGUGGCGGUGGAGUUGUUGCCUCCGAAGGCCAGCGUGUUACCUUGUGCCCCGUCCGCGCCGCUAGCUCAGGCGGAGGUGCCAUGUGGUGACGCGGCGGCGGCGGCGGCGGCCGAGUGUCCGAGCUGUGCUACAGGAACCGUCGGAGCCGCCGACACCGACGCCAACGCCGUCGCUGCAGCAGCAGCAGCGCGGUCGGACUUACCGCUAGCGCCAGUCCAAGACCCGGUGCCUCUGCAAGGCCGCCUGCGCUGCGACGAGGCUACUGCCGGCUGUGUCCUUGCUACUGCCGGCGGCGACGGCGAUAGUGGCGGUGAUGAUAGUGGUAAUGGUGAGCAAGACGACGGCGGCCGAGCAGCGCGACUUAGCUUUGUGGGCCCGGUGGGGUUAGUGGCGCCGCUACCCUCCUUGUCGCCUGUCCAGCUGGCGGAAGGCGUGGCGGAGGCCGCGGCGUUCGUACGUGACUGGUGCGAGCUGCGUGCCGUUUCGCGUAACCGUCUGUACGGCGCCGUACUAGAGCGAUACUUUCAGGACGCGCUGGAAGCAGUUACCAGUGAGGCAGUAGCUGCGGGCGCGUACGGCACCAGUACGACGCGGUACGUGCAGGGCGCUCCAGUCAAAGUACCGGAGGGUGCAACGCUGCAUCCUGUGCAGGUACGGACGGAGGCUAGGUACGGCAACGCCGCUGGCAACGGGUCGUCAGGCGGCGGCGGCGGCGGCAGCGGCGAUAGCUCCUCUGGUUGGCGCACGUACCAACAGGCGUUUCUGUUAGAUGGUCGUGUACGGCUGUGCCUCAACUGCGGUAAACCCGUGCAAGACGCCGCCGGUCUGCCCGCCAGCACGCCUCUGAUGACGACGGACCUCCUCUUUUGCGACCCUCACUGCGAGACCGCGUACUUUGUGAAGGCGAGUGGCGGCGCGCUGCGCCGUACAUUGGCUCGCUUGGAGCACGGGGUGUGCCAGAUGUGCGGACUGGACUGCGCCAACCUUGUACGGCAACUGCAGACCAUCCGAGCCACCUCACGCGACUUCCUGGCCAAGCGACGUGCCGUAGUAGAGCGCCUGGCGCCUCGCCUCACCCGCCACGGCUACACGACCCACCUGGAACGGCUGUUGCGGCAGGCGACUGAGGGCCUCGCUUGGCAGGCGGAUCACAUCACCCCCGUGUAUGCAGGCGGAGGGCUAUGUGACGUGGACAACAUGCGGACCCUAUGCGUGGCAUGUCAUGCAGAUGUCACAAAGGCCCAAUGUAAGCAGCGGGCGGCGGAGCGGCAGCAGCGGCGGCUUGGAACCCGGGACAUCCGUACAUUUUGGGCCAAGCCGCCACCUGGCGGCGGCGGUGGCCUGCCGCCGCUGCCCAACAACAAGCGCCGUACAGAUCCUUGGGUUGUUCCUGCCAACAAGCGCCGUCGGCCCGCCGCUGGCCGCGGCGUGACGUACAUUGACACGUCGGACGAUAGUCCUUCUCAAACUCCGUCGCUAGCGGCGGCAGUGGCGGCAGCAGUGGCCGUCAGGGGACGCGGUGGCGGUGCUGGCGCCGGCAGGUACGGCAACCCCGUCACCUUAAAGGCCGUGCCAUGCGUAGGUCUGUACGGCGAUGACGAUGACGAUGACAACGUGUGGGAGUUCAAGGUGAUCGAUCUGACCACCGGUGGCGGCGCGGCAGGCGAUGACGGCGUUGGCCGGCCGGUCGCGGUUGACGACGCUAGCGAUGCUGCGGCUGCAGCAGUCGUACAGGAGGUCGUGAAUCUGGCGGACAGCGAUCUAGGCGAGGGGGAUGAGGAGCAGGCAGUGGCAGCUGCGACUGCAGCAGUAGCAGCAUCGCCGGUUGCGUCGACGGCGGAUCUAGCGGGGAUGACCCAACAGCAGGAGAAGGGCUCCCAGACCGUGAAAGCUGAGUCGCAGAGUGCAUCUGAUGCCGCUGACGGAUUCGCCGCCGCCGCCGCCGCCGCUGCGGUUGCGCCGGCAGGGGGGUUAGGAGGGAGGUCUGGGGCUCGGUCCUGGGCUGGCCGGCUGCGUGACAGGGUCUUGGAAGGUCGCGGCGGCGGCGGCGGUGGUGACGGCAACGCAGGGAAGGUAGGAGAUGAGCAUGCCACGCUUGUGCCCGGCGUUGCGGGGGCAACAGACGACUCGGUGGUCGGCGUCCUGGGUUCGGUUUCGGAGCAACUGGCGGCGGCGGCGGCGGCGGCAGCAGCAGCAGAUACCGCGACGGAAGCCAUGGACGUGAGCGUCGCGAGGACUUAUGGCGAUUGUGUCGCUUGUGAUGACCCUUCGGAUGGAACUGCGGUUGGUGCGGAUGUUCAUAGUGAAGUUGGUUGUGGUGGUUUCAGUGGUGGUGGUGGUGAUGGUGACGGCGGUCUUGGCGGUCUUGCAGAAGGGGGCGACGUGGAAGGGAAGCUGGAUGUGGCGGCUCUGCCGGGGACGCUGUUGAAAGUUAAGCACAGCGUCACACAGAAAGAUUACGUUAUUAACAGAUGGCUUGGUAGAGAGCAAGGCAUUAAGGUCAGCAAGUCUUCCGGCUACUACAAGCCUGCCUAA
This is a messenger RNA of Volvox carteri f. nagariensis, 3732 nucleotides long. RefSeq lists its product as uncharacterized. Gene Ontology annotation, cellular component: nuclear replication fork. The transcript is spliced from 9 exons. Gene Ontology annotation, biological process: replication fork processing; DNA repair. The record is from RefSeq and is a predicted model, not a curated record. Bases 1 to 3732 code for a protein of 1243 amino acids. Gene Ontology annotation, molecular function: nucleic acid binding; endonuclease activity; zinc ion binding. NCBI's taxonomy places the organism in Eukaryota, Viridiplantae, Chlorophyta, Chlorophyceae, Chlamydomonadales, Volvocaceae.